UGAUUUCCUGAAUACUGGAGUAAAACACUUCGACCGAAAAAAACCACAAGAGGAGCCCGCGGGUUUCAAAAUUUCCCCAAAAAUUCUCUCCCCCCGCAACCUCCGCCUCCUCUCCUCUGCAUCUCGCCGCCCCCUCUUCUCCUGCUUCCAGAAGCUUCUGGAAUCCUCUCCCGCGCGGAUGGAGAACCUCAACGUCAAGCUCCACAAAAAGUACACCGGCCUCAAGAAGCGGAAGCUGCUCGACGACGAUGGGACGGAGCGGAAGCGGGAGCCCGAGAUGUUGGAAGAGCUGAAGAAGAUGGCAGGCGAGGUCCAGAACCUCCGGGACGAGAACGACCGCCUCCGUGACGAGCUGAUCAACAAAGAGAAGCAGCUCGCGGAGACGCGGAUACUUUUAGUGGAUAGGGAGCAGCAGCUUGCAGAGACCCAAACACUUUUAGUCGAUGAGACUAGGAAGGAAAAGGAGUUUGAAACUGAGAUUUUGAGGCUUAAGAGUCUGUUUGCUGAGAAGAAUGAUACAGAUAAUUAUACAACUCCGGUGUCUCCUGCGACAAUACCAGGAGUGGUCAUACAGAAUCAAACUCCAGUUUCGCCUGCAAAAAGGACACCAAAGUCGAACAGAGCGAACAAAGUACCGUCCAGUGCAAAUGCCAUUGUCCAUCAUGGUAACUUUCACAAUGAAGCUAGGGAGCUGGACUGCUGUAGAAGAGAUAUGCACAGCUCAGGGAAUGGGAACGAGGAAAGUUCUAGUUGUGUGUAUCAUAUGCUGGCUGAAUCUUUAGUUGGCAUGAAAUUAUCAUUGAAGAAUGAAAUGGAAGGAUUUUCACUUUUAUUUUACCAUGAAUCUAGCGGUUAUAAUUUCACUCUUACAUGGUUAGAGCAACCUCAUGGUGGUGAAUGGGUCUACAGUUACUCUUCACUGGGCACGUUGGAGAGGGUCGCUUUGAAGUGGCUGAAAGUACAGAACAUAAGGUUCGGCAUGACCAUGUGCCCUGUGUUCUUUCAGCAGAUAUUGCGACUCCUUGGACAAGUCUACUAAACUGUAAAGUAGUGUAAAGAAAAUGGCUUCUAAUAGCGGGGUGGCCAAUGGACGUCACGUACUGUCAUUCUCAGUCAUAGGCCAGCCUAUGAUAAUUCGAAACAUGUUUUUAGUUUAGUAUUUUUCACGUGUCAUGGCCUUAACCUGCUUGAAUCGAUCCAUGUUUUGUUUUUGAGAACAUCCAUGAUUUCUCAUAUAAAGUAGUGUAAAGAAAAUGGCCACGCGGGAGCCGGUCAGGCCAAUCCUUAUUGGGUGCAAUCAGUCCAAAUUAAAGCUUAUAUUGAUGUUCAAGAGGCCUAUCCAAUUCUUCGAUCAUGUUCUAGUACUUGAGGUGCACCGCAGAGUUUUCAUGUAAUAUAUGCCUUUGAGAUUUUGAUGUA
This is a messenger RNA of Brachypodium distachyon (stiff brome), 1419 nucleotides long. RefSeq lists its product as uncharacterized. The transcript is spliced from 8 exons. The record is from RefSeq and is a predicted model, not a curated record. NCBI's taxonomy places the organism in Eukaryota, Viridiplantae, Streptophyta, Magnoliopsida, Poales, Poaceae. Gene Ontology annotation, biological process: developmental process involved in reproduction. The coding region runs from base 179 to 1039 and encodes 286 amino acids.